Molecule: messenger RNA, 8685 nt
Organism: Doryrhamphus excisus (bluestripe pipefish)
Lineage: Eukaryota; Metazoa; Chordata; Actinopteri; Syngnathiformes; Syngnathidae
Source: RefSeq, a predicted model, not a curated record
AGAGAGGACAAAAACAAUCGGCAUCUCUUUCUCUCUCAAUCCGAACAUAAACAAGAGGACUGGACGUAAACCUGCUUAUCUGUCGCUUUCAAUAUCCGUUAUCGAGAUGGUUUCUCCGGUCACUGUGGUCAAGAGUGAAGGCCCCAAGCUGGUGCCGUUCUUCAAGUCAACCUGUGUUUAUUUCGUCCUGUGGCUGCCAACCUCGAGUCCAUCUUGGUUUAGCGCACUUAUCAAAUGUCUACCCAUCUUCUGCCUAUGGGUGUUUCUCCUGGCACACGGCUUCAGCUUCCUCGGGGCUCACUCCAGCGCUCGCAAGAUCCUGGCUGGACUCAUCUUUUCCGCCCUGGGGGACGCCUUCCUCAUUUGGCAGGAGCAAGGCUACUUCGUCCAUGGUCUUCUGAUGUUUGCCAUCACCCACAUCCUCUACUCAUCUGCGUUUGGGAUGAAGCCCCUCAACGUGUGUGCAGGCCUGGUGAUCACGGCGGUGUCCAGUUUGAGCUACUUUCUCCUCUACCCUUACCUGUCGGGCCCCUUCACCUACCUGGUGGCCGUCUACAUCGCUCUGAUCGGCUUCAUGGGCUGGAGGGCCAUCGCAGGCCUGCAAUUAGCCAACGAUCUGUGGACCUGGACCAAGCUGUCGGCCUGCCUUGGCGCCGUUCUCUUCAUGGUGUCCGACCUCACCAUUGCCGUCAACAAGUUCUGCUUCCCCGUGCCGCACUCACGUGCAAUCAUCAUGGCGACGUAUUACGCCGCUCAGAUGCUGAUAGCGUUGUCAGCUGUGGAAUGCCAGGAUGCGGAGGUCGCCAGGAAGAGGAUAUGAGGACUCGGUGUCUCCGUGGUAUCCUGCUUACGAGCCCCUACAAGGUGGUAGUCGCUUCCCUGGUGAUCAUGGACACAUCUCACUACCACAUCCCUAAGCCUCAGCCCUCAUUUCCAUUGUUACCAUAGCAACUGGAGCACCACAGCCAUGUAUGAUAACCCCACACUUUUUUCUUACCAUGAAGCUGCGGUUGGGUCGUAUUAUCUUCAGCUUCUUCCAGCAACAAUCCGACCUGGUAUUCAAAUGCCUCUUGCAACUGACUGACCAACGAUGUGUGCACGGUAUCGUUAUCCCGCUCUACAAAGUAUUAGGUGUAAUUAUUUUUCGUUUAAGAGGUGCAUGCCACUCUGGACCUUUUUUGACGGGGGGUGCAAAUGUACAUGUGGAUUUACAGUAAGUGUUGCAUUCACGUACGUACAUUACUUUUACCACGUCGUUCCCAGACUUGAGACGCUUAAAAAUCCACUUAAUUUUUUUUUCCAUGCAAUUUCAUAACAUUUCCUUGUCUUUUAGUUAUGUAGCGUCUCAGUCAACCAGGUCUACAACUGUUGAUUUUGUCCUCUCAAAAAAGGGAUUUAUGACAGACUUGCCCGUGUUUGGCUCCGCCCCUUAUGCUAGUCUGUCUUACCCUGUAUUGACGAUGAUAUUUUCGAAGGAAAAGUACACUUUUUGCCCAUCAUUUACAAUUUUACACAUAUUUCUUUCCAUUUUCUGUGCAUUCUAAUGAGAGAAAACAAGUUAAUAUGAGCUACCUAACAAUGUACAUCAUGAGAUCUAUUGUACCUAUUUUGGCGCUAAAGCCCUAACAAACAAAACAAAACAAAAAAAAGCCAACAGUGUUCAAUUUACAUAAGUGACUGUAUAUUAACCAAGCUACGGCGAUAUUGUUAUUAUAGCAACUAACACGAAAAACUAUAUUUAUCUGGCGGUGUAACACAACGCCUUGCUAGCCGCUAGUCUCAGCUAGUAAGGCGUUGUGUUACUGGCCGCUAGUCUCAGCUAGUAAGGCGUUGUGUUACACCGCCAGAUAUAGUUUUUCUAGCCGUUAUCGUAGCAGCUAACAUGAAAAACUACAUCUGGCGGUGUAACACAACACCUUGCUAGCCGCUAGUCUCAGCUAGUAAGGCGUUGUGUUACUGGCCGCUAGUCUCAGCUAGUAAGGCGUUGUGUUACACCGCCAGAUAUAGUUUUUCUAGCCGUUAUCGUAGCAGCUAACAUGAAAAACUACAUCUGGCGGUGUAACACAACGCCUUGCUAGCCGCUAGUCUCAGCUAGUAAGGCGUUGUGUGACACCGCCAGAUAUAGUUUUUCUAGCCGUUAUCGUAGCAGCUAACAUGAAAAACUAUAUCUGGCGGUGUAACACAACGCCUUGCUAGCCGCUAGUCUGAGCUAGUAAGGCGUUGUGUUACACCGCCAGAUAUAGUUUUUCUAGCCGUUAUCGUAGCAGCUAACAUGAAAAACUAUAUCUGGCGGUGUAACACAACACCUUGCUAGUCGCUAGUCUCAGCUAGCAACGCUACUUAGCUCUCGAUUUCGCUACAAAGACUCAAAAAAGAUGUUUGUUUGCUGUCAGUUUUGUGCUGGAAGACACAGCCAUCUCAACGAGAGCCGAUAUUGCAAGUGACUGUCUUGUUUUUGUGCUGCUGUUGUUCUCGGAAGUAGUGUUAGCUCCUGGGCUAAAUCAGUGUACCCCAGGAAGAAUGUUUUAAAUCAACAAAUUGCGGCAAGAUUACAGUAUUAGCAUAAUUUUAUCAUCAAUGUAUGCAUUAUCAGAGGAUAUAUAUCAAAUAAUAAUUUUUUUUAGAGGGCUUUGUAGUCAAAACAGGUUCAUAUGUCCCAAUGAUAUGCAUUGUUAGCUAGCUCAUAUACAGCUCAUAAGGAUUGCAAAUGAUGGGGAAAAUUCCCCCCAAAAAGUGCUGUCAGGAGCUGUUGAAUUAGCUGUAGUCCCUUCCGUUCCACGCACAAACAACCAUAUUGCUUUGUUUGGUCCGUUAUUGAAGUUAUUCAACAACCUCAGCAACACAUCGGACUAAGUUCUUUCUAGCCACUGAAAAACUAGAAAUGAAGCAUAGAGGUGGGAAGGCAGAAGGCAGGAAAUUGACAUGACUGAAUCAGCCACUUUUGUGAUUGAGUACUAGUAUAUCGUGAGGCGAGUACUGGUUUUGCUUGGGGAAGGUAGGGUUUUUAUCAAUUUGCUGUAUUGCAAAGUGUUGUUCUUACUCUUCCUUGGAUUCAAUUCUUUCGAACUGAACGAUUGAAGCGAAUGAAUGAGUCGAAACAGACCCGCAAAUGUGGGCAUUGCACAUUAUGAGAGGAAGUCCAUGGCGUUAUUGGAAGUGAUCAGGCAGUCCAUGCUCUCAUAGGUAAAUAUUUUGAAUGUUGACUGAAAUUGAUAUUGCUGGAACUGGUACAGUUGUACCGAGGAAUGAAAACCAAGACCGCUUUGGUUGGGGUUUUGGUCGUGAACAGGAUAAUGCAAAACGUUGUUGUGGUGUGGCACAUGGGACAAUGGCUGUGUUCGAAACCGCAUACUAAGUACUACAUACUGUCCACACUCUACUGCAAACUCAAUCCAUCAGACAUCAGACUUUCGCUCUAAACUCUUUAAAUACAUCACUUUAUUGAGAUUUUUUUUUUUAAUCAGGCAAGAAAUUCUCGAAAUACUCGUUUAGAUCCCGAGUUUGCCAUUUAUUUGUCCAAAUACCAACCGUUUACAAUUUCGUUCGGACGAAAUCGUCAAAAUUUAAGCUAGCUAAAGUGAGCAGGUUUUUUUUUCACAAAAUAAAACACCCUCUUACUUUUCUCAUACAAAAAAAACAUAGUGAUAAAUCAGUGCUUUUACUUUGAAAACAAGAAGCGAACCAACUCGCAAUAUAUCCUACUUGACACCGCCGUUUUGGUCCAUCCUGCUGCUCAGUGUUCAGCCAACGUUUUUUUUUUUUUUGUGUGAGUAGUACAUUUCUGGCGAAUGCAGUAUACAUCCGAAAACUUCUUGCAUACUCAAAAAUCGCAAAAAGUAAAAAUGAGUAGUAGGUAAGUAUGCCGUUUCGAACACAGCCAUGGUGUGGAUUGUGAUGUCAUACUUCCUCUACCAGGAAGUAGCCUGCUAACUAACAAAUUAAUAGUUUUUUUGCUUUUGUUAGUACAGUAAACCUCGGAUAUAUCGGAUUCAAUUGUUCCCACUGGUUUUGUCCGAUAUAAGCGAAAUCCGUUAUAUGCGUGUACCGGAAAAUGUCCGUUUUACGCAUAUAUCGGAUUUAUAUCCGGUAUAUGCGUAAAUGGGAUUUUAUCCGUUAUAAAAAGGCACUUCCUUGACUAUGUUUCCAAUGUACCUGGACGCGCAGGCAACGCUGCAAACGCUGCAAAUGACGUCGUAUAGCGGCCUGUCACGAUUCGGCGAAUCGGAGCGCCACGAUGCGGCCAUCCGAUAUAUGCCAGGGAAAUUUCAUGGAAAUGCAUUGGAACGGGACUGGAGAUUUUGUCGGAAAUAGGCGAAAUCCGCUAUAAAAAAUCCGAUAUAUGCAAUGAAUUUUUAUUGGAAAUGCAUUACAGAAAAAUCGGUUCUUUUUUAUCUGUCCGUUGUGAGCGAAUUUCCGAUAUAUCCGAGUCCGAUAUAUCCGAGGUUUACUGUAGUUUGUCUUGUAUCUAGUAUCUCAUCUUUCCACCUUGGAUACUAUCACAGUGUUUUCCAUACAUUUCAUUUUUGUACCUUAUUUUAUUACUUUUUUUUUAGAUUGUCGCUACUCUGUACAGUAGUAGUCUACCACGUAUGUCUACCACUGCACGCAAUGACAUUAAUACUCGUAAGUCAAUAACAUCAUGUUCUGUUGUUACUGUAAAUAAGAUUUAAAAACAUAAUGUUGCACAUUUCUUAUGACACAAACCAAAAAAACUCAAUUUUGCCCGUCCACACACAAACACAUUGAGUUUUGCAUCAUGGCGAAUGACGCCAAAAUAUCAUUUUUCGCCCCCCGAAAUGACAGGAAUAUCACAGAUAUUGCGUCACCGUUUUACUGUUAGAAUGAAGCGUCUGAUUGACGAUAUAAAAAUACUGCAACUGUCUUCAGAUAUCAAUGUGUACUUAUAUAUACUAAUUAUAUUCCAGGCAUGUUUUUGUGUGCAUGUGUUGCAUACAACCAGCUUAAGGCUGGAUGGAGUCAUUAUUACACUACUGGAUAUUAUGGCUGUAUAUAUAUAUAUAUAUAUAUAGCCAUAUAUACUUAUGGCUGAUAUUGAAGCUGAUUGGGUCAUUUUAGUUUGUAUACAUUAAGUAUCCAAACACUUAUUCCACUUAUUAAUUAUAAAAAUAGGCCUAAACCGUUCUGCCAUCAUAAAACUUAAAUUAAUUGUACAAGCUGUUUUUAAGUUACAUUUUAAUUUUAUUAAAAGAGUUUAACACUGGUAAUUUUAAGAUGUAAAAAAUCAUUAAAACGAAUAAUACAACUUAAAUGACUUCAGUGACGGGCAAAGAUGGAGUCUUUCUCUCGUUCUUGUCGACUGGUUGUUUUUUUUUUUUUUGAUUCAGUGCUGCUGGAAAAAGCCAAAGAAAAAGCAAAACACACUCAAAUCGAGGUCUGAAAUUGACAUUUAAUUUUCACUAUUUCAAUUGCUGUACUUAUGCCCCUUUGUUCAAUCCUUUAUUAUGCCUGUUAAGCGUUUGAUUUUUCUUCGGGAAAGUCGCAUAGAUUUCCUGUAAUUUAACUUUUAUGAAGAAAAAGACAAGGCAGCACAGCUUCCCGUCUGUUCGCAACAAUCUGGAAACAUCGCCAUAACAUAUACUGUACCGGACAGGACCGGCAUUCAAAAUAAAAGCACAGUAGACGGGUUUAUUUUCAAUUGCUUACAUAGUACAGUAAACCUCGGAUAUAUCGGAUUCAAUUGUUCCCACUGGUUUUGUCCGAUAUAAGCGAAAUCCGUUAUAUGCGUAUACCGGAAAAUGUCCGUUUUACGCAUAUAUCGGAUUUAUAUCCGGUAUAUGCGUAAAUGGGAUUGUAUCCGUUAUAAAAAGGCACUUCCUUGACUAUGUUUCCAAUGUACCUGGACGCGCAGGCAACGCUGCAAACGCUGAAAAAUGACGUCGUAUAGCGGCCUGUCACGAUUCGGCGAAUCGGAGCGCCACGACGCGGCCAUCCGAUAUAUGCGAGGGAAAUUUAAUGGAAAUGCAUUGGAACGGGACUGGAGAUUUUGUCCGAAAUAGGCGAAAUCCGUUAUAAAAAAUCCGAUAUAUGCAAUGAAUUUUUAUUGGAAAUGCAUUACAGAAAAAUCGGUUCUUUUUUAUCUGUCCGUUGUGAGCGAAUUUCCGAUAUAUCCGAGGUUUACUGUAUCAGGACAUGUUGAGUUAUUCGGACGGAAAAAUCGAAUGCUGUAUUUUGCAAAACAUACUGGAAUUGAAAUCUUUGACCGUUUUCCGUUAAUGCACCGAUAUUUCAUUUUCAUGCAGUCACAUGACAUCUGCAGGCGGAUCAUCGUGAUUACACUUCUAGUUUUUCGGUUUAUUGACUGAGCAACUCUAGUAGACUCGACUUAAAGACUAAAGUUAUUUCUGGCUACUGUUUUGGCCUGAAACUUCCUCAAUCUGCUUUUGGUCCGUCAGCGUCUUGUCGGUAUAUUUGCUUUGUCAGUCCGACCCAUCAGCGUGACCCGCUUGUCUUUUUAAUUUGUCCAUGCAGCGUUUCAACUCAUACCCGCUCGUCCACUCUUCCUCAUUUAUGUAGUUUUUUUGUUUUGGCUCAAGCCUCGGGAAGAAAACAUGGUAGGAAAAAAGAAAAGUCUGGAAUUCUUACUCAUCUUGUACUAUGUAGGGAAUUUAUAUAACACUCCAGGAGCUUCGUUCUUGUGUCCUUUCGGCUGAGAUGAACUCUUUCUACGGUUAUUUUUGUUCGACAACCCACAACUAUGCCUGCUGGAGUCAGAAAGCUGCCAGUUUGUUUUAAAUUGCUGUACAGCACAAAUAACCAAAGCUAAGUCCUUCGGUGUCAUUUCUCCGAUACAGUAUAUGUAUUUGGCAGUACCGCUAGUAUGCUAUAUUGUUUUUCUUCUUUAUGUGUUGACUGAUAAUGUCGCUAGAAUUGGACGAGGAGGUGAAAUAUAACGCUGCGUCUCCAUUAGCCUCCCACAAAUGGCGGACAGGAUUGUUACGUUACCUCGGCCUGUCAACAGUCCUGUUGUUGUGAGCUUUGUGCAAGCAGACAAAAAGGGACCUGAAAGCGGACCGGGGUAUUUGGGUCUGUCCUGGACUGUCCAGGACUGUUAGUAUUGAUCCAGAGCCAGUAGCUGGUGUAGUAUAAAGGUACAGGUUUUUGACAUGCACUUUGAUCGUUGCUCUCUUUGGGUUCUACGAUGAUGGAAGUUAUUAUAGUUUAAGACUUUGACUGCCUUUCAAUAUUUUUAUGGUGUGCAAUUAAAAACGAUAUUGAUCAUACACAACCCCCAAUUUGCAAUGAAAGGGAAUUUUGUUUUUGUAUCUGUGACUCGAAAAUGAGUCAAGAAAGACUGUAAAAAAAACUGUAUGAAGACAAGGGCUGGUUUCAGGGGAGGUUCAGCAGCUUGAGAAAAACAAAGAGAAAAUAUUUUUACAGUGACAUACAGUGACAUACGGUUUUGGCUUACUUUUUACAUUUGAUGUUCUUCCUGAUGAAAAACUAGCUGGGAAUCGAACCCAUGCACUCUGCUUUUAUUCAUUUUUUCAUUCAUUUUCUACCGCUUAUCCUCACAAAUGUUGCUGGAGCCUAUCCCAGCCAAUCACAGGGCACAUAUAGACAAACAACCAUUCACACUCACAUUCAUACCUAUGGAUAAUUAGGAGUCGCUAAUUAACCUAGCAUGUUUUUGGAAUGUGGGAGGAAACCGGAGUACCCGGAGAAAACCCAAGCAUGCACGGGGAGAACAUGCAAACUCCACACAGAGAUAGCCGAGGGUGGAAUCAAACUCCGGUCUCCUAGCUGUGUGGCCUGCGCACUAACCACUUGAUCACCGUGCAGCCAAGUAACAUGACCAGUAUUCAUUCAUUCAUUCAUUUUGUACCGCUUAUACUCACAAGGGUCGCGGGGUAGCUGGAGCCUAUCCCAGCUGUCUUCGGGCAAGAGGCGGGGUACACCCUGGACUGGUGGCCAGCCAAUCACAGGGCACAUAUAGACAAACAACCAUUCACACUCACAUUCGUACCUAUGGACAAUUUGGAGUCGCAAAACCCACGCAUGCACGAACAUGCGAACAUGCAAAAAGGGUGGGAUUGAACUCGGGUGUCCUCGCUGUGAGGUCUGCGCGCUAACCACUCGACCACCGUGCAGCCCAACUAAAAAACUACAAAAUAUUAAUUUUUAUGACUGUCAAUCACAACUGAUUACAGUCUUUAGCCACUUUAUUGUGUGACGUCGAGCUACCCAUCCCCUUUAGAGUCUAACUCUGAAAACCAUGACUGACUUUUGGGCCUAAAUUCAUAAAAAAAACAAUGCAAUCAUUUUCUUUUCAAGAUGAAUCAGAUUGUAUGAGUUGAUGCUAAUAUAGGCCAAGCAUACAUGAUUAUUGAAGCACAAUAGAUUUUUAUUUUAUUUCAUAAGUGGAGGUGUUUCAGACCUCACAGUGUUGCAUUUUAUUAUUAUUUUUUUUUCAAAUAAGCAACAUAGGCUUGAUGGAGAAGUCUUUUUUCCCCACAAAUAGCCAUAAAUAUGUAACAUUUAAUUAUUAUUUAAUGAAAGAAAAAAAUGUUUCCCUUUGUUUUUAUGCUGUAUAUUUUCCUUUAUUGUCCAUGAUUGUGAUUGAAUGAUUUCAAGACUGUAAUAGAAAAUAUAGUUUCUAUGUUGUAGUGAAGCUGCUAUGAAUGUGAACGUGUAACGGAGAAAUAAAUGCAAUGACAAUGCAACGUC